GUUUCGGGUGCCAGUUUUCUUGGGAGCUGUUUAAUGGUGCUUGUUACGGCUUUUUCGGACAACGAAUGUCCUGGCUCGAUGGAAUGCUCCUCUGUAGAGUCUACGGCGGACACCUGGUGGAGAUUCAAACAAAGAAAGAGAAUACUUACCUCAUCAGAGAAUUCAGGAAAAGGGGAUACGAUAUAGUUUGGCUAGGAGGGUCUGACCAGUUCAGUGAAGGGGUCUGGUACUGGGUAGCCAGUCGGAGUGAGGUCGGUCCGUUCACCAACUGGAAUAAACCACAGCCUGACAAUCACAAUCAAAGUGAGCACUGUAUGGAGGCAGCUAGAAACCGCCUCUACAGAUGGAACGAUAAUACAUGUGUAACAAAACAAUACAUUGUUUGUGAGAGACA
Molecule: messenger RNA, 394 nt
Organism: Candidula unifasciata
Lineage: Eukaryota; Metazoa; Mollusca; Gastropoda; Stylommatophora; Geomitridae
Source: the annotation of a GenBank genome assembly